Molecule: messenger RNA, 1543 nt
Organism: Camellia sinensis
Lineage: Eukaryota; Viridiplantae; Streptophyta; Magnoliopsida; Ericales; Theaceae
Product: Acyl-CoA N-acyltransferases (NAT) superfamily protein
Molecular function (GO): acyltransferase activity, transferring groups other than amino-acyl groups
Source: RefSeq, a predicted model, not a curated record
CCCUAGCAUUUUAAAUUUUUUUUUAUGUGACUAAUUAUGAGUAGUCUAAAAUCAAAACGUAGUGAUUUGAAAUUUUCGAAUAAUUACUGUGUAUCAAAGUUUGUUGGUCUCAACAAUUCUAUGAAGAUAAAAAUCGAUUACAGAGCCACACGUAACAUAUAUCCAUUUAUAUAUAUUUUGUAUUUGAUUUCUGUAUUCGUGACAUUCAAUACAAGAGGUCACUCCCCAACAAUGAAAGAGACAAACCACCCCUUGUGGUAGUUAUUAUCUGUUUGACAGCCUUUAUUGGGUGGUGAUUGAAGGACCAACAUGAUUGGCAGGCCGUUAAGUUUGGUAUUAAAUGUCAAAAGAACAAUUGAGUUUUCAAAUUGUUUUUCUUGUUUUCAUUGCCAGUUACAUAGAUAAGAAACACAGUAUUCUUUUCAUAGAUCAAAACUACUGUUGUUUUCAUUUCUGGGACUCCUGGGACUCUUCCUUCUGUCAUUCCUUGAAAGAGAAAACAAAGGAAGUGUCAAAUAAAUCUGGAAUUGGAAAGCUUCAAUGUCGAUAGUACCGAUGAACAGACCUGUUGGUUUCUUCAAGAUUUCAAGCUAUGGGAUGAGAAAUUGUCACAAACACACUUGUACCUCCUUGACAGCGGCAUUGAAUUCUAGACCUGCACAAUCACAGACAAACAAGAAGGAAGAAUUCUCAGUAGAAAAUCAGAAACUCUCCAUUCCACAAUCUAAAACAAGUCCUUUGAAUCUCCAUUUCAACCGGCUGCAGCCAUUCGAUCAAGAAAUUAUUCAGGAGGAUAGAAUUGGGUUUGGACAGUUCGUGGCACGUGAGGCCUUACUAGACGAAGAAUUUUGGACGGCAGCAUGGCUGCGAGCUGAAAGUCAUUGGGAGGAUAAGACAAACGAACGAUAUGUUGAUAACUACAAAAGGAAAUUUGCAGAGCAGGAGUUUACGGCAUUGAAAAGGCGAUGCAGAAAGCAACAGAAGCAUAAAUGUACCUGCGUUGUGACGGUAAAGAAGGAAGACAAGAAUGUGAAAUGUACCAUACUGAAGAGUGUAGUUGGAACCCUAGAUUUGAGCAUCCGAUACUUGUUGCCUGGGGAGACCUUUCCUGGGGAAAGGGUGAAAGCCCCUCUCUUUUGCAGCUUUGACAAGACAGGCCAAAACAGAUACUCUUACAUUGCAAACCUCUGUGCUUCCAAAUCUGCUCGCCGCCAGGGUAUUGCAACAAACAUGUUGUAUUUUGCUGUUAAGUUAGCUAAAUUCAAUGGUGCAGAGCAGGUAUUUGUGCACGUGCAUAGAAAAAACCGACCUGCACAAGAACUUUACCAAAAGAUGGGUUUCGAGGUGGUCGAAAUGGCAACCCCUCAAUUAUCGAAAGAGCAAACUUUCUUGCUUUGCUUUGAAUUAUAAAACCUUAUUUGGCAGAAGUUUACCUCCAUUGAUUGUAUGAAAAAGGAAUACAUUGUCCAAGUGGCCACGACAGCUCACCCCAAAUUAGGGAUGACGAAAAUAAAAUUUACCACUGCAUAAAGUUGUUUUCAAA